Drosophila subobscura is the source of this 3895-nucleotide messenger RNA. RefSeq names its product RILP-like protein homolog (gene Rilpl). Bases 451 to 1812 code for a protein of 453 amino acids. The record is from RefSeq and is a predicted model, not a curated record. Lineage: Eukaryota; Metazoa; Arthropoda; Insecta; Diptera; Drosophilidae. The transcript is spliced from 4 exons.
ACACCUCUAAUGUACAUAUUACUCAUAGCAGCGAACAAAUUGCAAAAAAAGAGCAAUCUGUUUAUGUGUGGGAAACAGCAGCUACAGCAGCAGCAGCAGCAGCAGUGCAGCGGCAGCAAGAGCUAAAGUGAAUGUGAACAUAAUACCCGUGUACCUUCCUCACAGCCCCCUCUGCGCCCACAGAGUGUGUGUUUGUGUGUGUCUCUCAGUGUGUGCGAACCGAACUGGCAGAUUACACAGUGCCCCCCCUCCCUUUACGACGGAGUUUUCUCCAGGCAACUGUCGCACCUGGCGCACUUGGCCGCUGACACGGAGCACCAAGCACCUGGAAAGCUAACCAUCUGGCCAUCUGGUGGAAACUGGACCCUGAAAAGUGGUCCCAGCUGCUGGCAGACAAUAGAGAAGCGACCGGACGAUCCGUACUGCUGCUGCUGGCCCGUGCCUUGCUCCAUGCCCGGAUUCCAUCUCAAUGAAAUGGGCGAAAUGGUCUUGGACGCCAUCGACGACAUCGGCGUGGUCGAUGUGUACGACCUGGCCUCGGAUAUUGGCAAGGAGUACGAGCGGAUAAUGGAUCGCUUCGGAACGGACGCGGUGAGUGGGCUGAUGCCGAAGAUCAUCAACACGCUGGAGCUGCUGGAGGCGCUGGCCACGAAGAACGAGCGCGAGAACGCCACCAUACAGGAUCUGCGGGACAAGAUCACUCAGCUGGAGAGCGAGAAGCUGGAGAAGGCCGAGUUCCGGCGCCGCUUCGAGAAAGAGCUGGAGCUCAUCGAGGAGCAGUGGCGCAGCGAGACCAACGAGCUGGUGGACCUAGUCUCCUCGCUGCAAGACGAGAACAAGCGGCUGGUGAAGCAGACGCAGGACUUGCAGUCCUCCUCCGCCCAGAGCUCCGGCCUGGGCGCCAGCCUCACCGAGAGCAUCAUCAGCAUGACCAACAAUGAGCUGCACAGCGCCCUGUCCGACACCCAGGUGCUGCAGCGACUCAAGGAGCAGAUUUACAAGCAGCGGGACGAGCUGAAGCAACGCGAAAGAGAGCUCCAGGACAAGUACAGCGAGCUGGAGCAUCUCAACAUCCAGUCGGAGCGUCUGAAGGGUUCGGAGCGGGACACGAGGCGGCGCCACAAGCUGAUGCAGGCACAGGUGAAGACGCUGUGCGAGGAGCGAGCCGAUUUCCUGGCCCAACUGCAGGACCAGUGCCGGGAGAUCAAUCAGCUGCGCAAGCGCCUCGGUCUGGCCGAGAAGGAGAACGAGGAUCUGGUGCAGUCGUACGACGAUGAUCAGAACGAUCCCAAUCGGCCGCGCUAUACCACGCGUGAGCUCAAGGAGCUGAUCAGCGAGAGGGACGAGCUGCUGACCACCAUCGAUGGCCUCAACGAGCAGCUGGCCGAGCUGAAGCCCCCCAGCCAGCUGAAGGCCAAGCGGUCGCGGCAUAUCUCCAGCUCGGAUGACAGUGACGAUGACGAGGGUCAUUUGGCAGACAACGACGAUGAUGACGACGACGAUGAGGAGGCGGCUGAAGCGGCAGCCGAACUGGAGCCCCCACUCGCUGGGGAGACGCCGCCUGGCCACGAUGCGCCCGUGCAGGGACCUCUGCCGUAUGAGCCGGACGACGCGCCCUGGAAGAAGAGCUCCGAGUCGGGCAUACGCAAAUUCUUCCGCAAACUGUUCUCGGAUCCGUCGGAUGGCAAUAAUACAUUCCCGAAACGUUCCUUGGCCACGCUCUCCAAGAUGGCGCUGUCGGCCACACCAGGGUCUGUGUCGGGCUCGGCCGCCGCCGCCGCCAUAUCCUUUUCCGGCGAGGCAGCGAAGUAAGAGCCCCCCCCUAAAGCAUCAUCACACGCGUUGAAGUGCAUCUCAUUAUUAUUUGUUUUUGAUUUUUGUUUAUCUCUUUGUUUUGUUUCUGUUUCUGUCUUUUCUGUUUUGAUUUUGAUUUUGUAUCUUUUUAUCUGUUUAUCUUCCCACUCGCCUGCAUCACUCCGCCUGCAUCCCAUUUAUUUAUUUAUGUAUUUAUUGUUUCUUAUUGUUUUCAUCUGUUUUAGUCUGUCUUUGUCCCUCGCUAUAUACCUUCUCCGUUUAAGCUGUACAUACAUAGUUUAUACACUCGAUUGCUGUGCCCUCGUAAUCCUAAGUUGUUAUGCGAUUUUAUUUACGUAACUUUUUGUACAUCUUUUGAUAUCUAUUUGUAUUUAUUCUAACUUAAUUUGUAACUUAAUGCCUCCGGCCAGGGGCCCCUCCACUAAGGUACUACUAAUCUAGGCCCUGACUAGCAGGCAAUCAACACAACCACACACAACACACAUCCCAUCCUCCCAUCCCCCCACAUCCAAACAUACAUACAUACAUUCCUCGAUGUAAACACAUAAAAAGACAAAAAUUACCCUAAAUACGAGUAUUUGAGUGAAGAAACAGAACCAGAAGUGAGUUUAAACUGAAUUUAACUAUAUGAGCCCAGUCCCUGUCCCUUUGUAGAAUGUGUAGAAAGAAGGAACAGAAUGAAAUGCUGAAAGAGUGCAUAGAUUGUAUUUGUAGAGAACAGGCGCAGCAGAACCAGAUCAUGCCUAUACCAAAAACAAAACAAAAAAAAUAUAUUAAAUCAAAAAAAAAAACUAGAGAGGAAAACAGGAAAAGAGGGUUACUUCCAUUAGCUACAAGUCGAUCUAUUAAUCUAUUUAUACCGUCUCUCCUUUCUCCCGCCACCAGGAUCUACAUACAAAUAUACCCAUAGCCAUACUAUCUAUAUCUGUUGGUAGAUAUUUUAGCCUUUUCAUAGCAGUUGCCCCCAGCGGCCUUAUUAUAUUACAAAUUUAUCAAAAAUACGACAAAAAACGUUUAGAUGAAAUGGGAAAAAUUAAAGCAAAUUGAUGAUAGAUACUAUAUACAAAAACAUAUUUGAAUAAUUAGCGAAACGUUACAACCUUAGCGCAUUGUUUGUUGAAUUGAAUUGCAUAUUGAAUAUUGAAUUAAAAAACUAAUCGAAACGAAAUCAAACCAAGUGAAGUAAGUUAGAUUCCCAUUGAAAGCCAAGGCUUGCGAUAGAGAGCGAUAGAAGAGACGGAGGGAGCAUAAUCAGAACCAGAAUCAGAAUCGAAUAGCCAGAAGCAGAAGCAGAAUCAGAUAAUGUUUUUAGCCAAAAAAAAUGUUUUACCAUAGACUUAGAAAUAGCCAAGACUCGACUCGAAUUGUUGUUAGCGAUUUAGCGAAUGUGAAUACGAAUUACAAGUGCACAUGCCUAUACAAACAUACAUAAAUAUGUGUAGUAUAUAUAGAAAUAGUAGGGUUAUUUGUACAUGGCUUGCGAAAUGUGUGCUCAGUUCACUUGUGGCUGAGAAAUCUCUACAGAAGAGGCAGCAUGUCACAAAAGGUCAAAGCAUUCUCAUGGCAUAUGGCAGCGCCUCCCUCAGAACAAAAUGGUCAUAGAAUUCACAAAUAUAAUCCAGGAAACGAUUCCAAGUUCAUUAUGUGUACGUAGCAACUCUGCAUCGAAGCGAGUCCUUGAGCCUAGAAUACCCUACGAAAGAUUACAGUGUGUCCUUUCUUGCCUUGAAAUUUUCAUUAUGUUGGAAUGGAUUACAAACUAUUUUGGAAGCUCUCCAUAAAGAGUUCAGUGCAGUCUCAAGCUACUUCAAGAUCUCUGUUUUAAGAAAAUCAUUUAAUUUUCCUUAUUUUCUGCUCCGCCUCCCAAACCCCCUGAAAGCACAAUGCGUGUGUUCCCCCAUUACAUAUCAGCGAUAUCGAUUGAAAUGUGCCAAAGACUAAUUGUCAAUCCCAAGCACCCCUGCAACAGCCGGCCCCACAAAACCGCAAUCCCCACAUCCUACUCCUCAAUCGAUCAAUCAGCCAAUCAACAACACUCGUUUCAAUUAAAUACAAAUUGUGGCAACUGAAUUUUUAUAUA